CGCGCUUUACUUGAUAUUGUGAUUAUUUUAUUAUUAUUUAUCAUACAGAGAAUUUUCAUCUAAUUCAACUUCAUGGAUAUUUACCAUCCUUAAUUAUGGCUUCACAACAUCUGAUUGGAUCACUGGAUAACCAAGAUGGUGCUCAGUUGGUCUCCAGACAUCUGGCUUUUAGCGGUAAUAUUCGUAAAGCAAUGCCGACGAACGUAGACGUUAACGACGAAAGACCAACCGAGUCCCCAAAUAACAGCAGAACUUCAGGCGAUGCUUGUCUACAGCCCAGCGGUGCCGUUCCUCUCGCCGCUGUCGGUAUAGCAUGUAAUGUAGUCCCCAGUAAAUUGAUGUUGGUUAGACAUAUAGCUGGAGGAGAGCCACCGUCUAUUCACGUCCGUUGCACCCGCUCUCCGGCGAGGACCACUUUUGAUGUAACAGAGACUAAUGUAUUAGGCAACGGUGCUCAUGUCUCAUCUAUUCGUAGGGAACUGCAUAGCAGUAUUGAAGAAGAUGCCUCACAUUUAGGAAACCAGUCGUGUGUCGGGUCCAGAAAAUUCAUCUCCAGUUUUGAUAUAAAAAGAGUUACCAAGAACAGAACCAAGGCCCACACAUCAAGAGCAUGUCAGCCAAGACCUUCCUCAAAGACUUCUCGUGUAAACAUUGCUAAUUACCGUCCAGGAUAUACAUGGAACAAGGGUGGUCGUCUCAAGGAAAUACGGAUCAGAACUGUGGCCCGCAAGUAUUAUAGAAAGUGGAUGGUUGCUGUGUUUGGUUCGGUGAGCCCUGCAGUUGCCAGGGCCCAUUGGCGUCGAUGUAUUUUGCGUAAAACAUUCUCGGUAUGGUAUGAUAUCUGGUGGGUUCAACGAAAAGAAUGGCGGAUGAAUAUAAGGGCAAUUUGUCUAUUGCAAUAUCAACGACGCACCAAAGUCCUACACAGGUGGAAGCAGUUUGUCCUACUGUCUAAAGAGAAGAGAUCCAAGUUGGCAUUGGCCUCCUCUCAUCAUUCCAGAUAUUUGAAGCAGAGAAGCUUAACCCUGUGGCAACACUACUUAAGAAGACGACACAGCAAGAGCCAGAUGUCAUUGCUUGCCGAGGAUUUCCACACACAUAAACUGCUCAGGCGAAGUUGGUCCCAGUGGCUUCGAGAGAUAGACACAGCAGCCAUCCGGAAAGAGCAAGAGAGAAUAGCCACAUCACUGUAUCACUCGCACAUCCUGGCGAUUGCUUGGAAGAUCUGGUGCCGAGCCAAUGAGGACAUAGAAGCACAAAUGCAGCUCUCUGAGAAAGCCUUGCAACACAGACAUUGCUUCCUUCUUCGACUGACUUACACCAAGUGGAUGUCAUACAUUGCUCUGAGACGUGAGAAGACCUACCUGAAAUCUGUUGCAGAUAAAUUUUUCAAAGAGAAAAUAUGCUACCAGAGUUUUCAAGCUUGGACCCAUCAGCUAUGGGCUUGUCGUGCUCUCAAGGCCAACGAGGAUUACUUGAGAAGCUUACGACAGCGUUCUUCCUUGCGGACCAUGUGGCUUCACUGGAGAAUUUAUAUAGAAAUGUGUAAACAGAAGAGAAAUCAAUUUUUUGUUGCUGUGAACUAUUAUAGAUUACGUUUACUGAAAUAUGGAAUGGCAGGUUUUUAUUUAAACUGGAAUCAGAAGAAAAGGUUGCGGACCUUGAGCAAUUUGUGUAAGGGGAUCCAUAAAAGACAGUUGCUGAAAAUGUCUUGGAACUGCUGGUCCGACAAGCUUGACUUGAAGUAUGACCAACGACUUAUCCCCUUGACACAAAGAGCUCAAAGUUUCUAUCGACUUCAUCUUCUUCAGAAAUUCUUUGAUGCUUGGUUCCAUUAUACAGCCUGGAGAAUUCAAUGUCAGGCCCAACGCAGCAGAGCCAAAGCUCACUUCUAUGUAACCAUUUUACCAAAGGUGUUUUACCACUGGACAUUGUAUGUUGACCAACAGAAGUACCAACGGGCCAUGUCACAGCAGGCUGAAGAAUACUGGAGAGAUAAUUUGACAGCCAAAGUCUUUGCUCUUUGGCAAGAAGCAGCUGUGAAGAAACAUGAAGUACGUCGUAUGGAAGUAAUGGCAAUUCUCCAUUACAAUAGAGUAACAAUGUGCAAGACUCUAGCAACAUGGAAGAAACGGACCUCACAGUGCCACCUGGUGGAUGAAGCUUGUUACCAUCGGCAGAAGGCUGCACUGCGGAAAUUCUUUCUGGCUUGGAGAGAAUAUAUAGAGGACAUACACAAUAUGAAUCGUCUGGAAAUGCUUGCAACAGUCUGUUACUACAGCCACAUUCAACGCAGAUGUUUGACAGCCUGGAUUCAGUUUCAUCAAACGUGUCAACAGAAGCAAUUGAUCUACAAACGUGCACAGCAACAUCAUGAAUCACAUCUGUAUUGUAAAUAUUUCUCCGCCUGGCGUCUCUACAUCACGCAAUGUCAUUCAAUUAAGAUGGAAGCCAUGAAGAUGUUCCAGACAGCACGUCACAAGAUACUGAAGGAGAGGUUCAGGCAUUGGUAUACAGUCAGCAGACAUGGAGUGCUCAAUAGACAGCAAGAGCAAACAGCUGCAGUGUUUUACAACAGAAAUUUACUUUCUAAGAUCAUGUUCACUUGGAGGGCCUACUCUGCUAUCCAUGCCUACAAGAAAUCUGAGACCAGAAGCUGGGUGGCCACAGUUCAAACUACACUGGAGCAACGUCGUUUGUGGCGAAUGUACAAUGUGUGGCAAACCCAAUACCAAAAGUCGUUGCUGGGUCAUCUCCAGUGGCAAACAGCAAUUGUGCAUCACCGAAGAAAACUUCUAUCCAAAGCUUUUGCCACCUGGACUCAUUGGGUUGUCAACAACUACAAGAAGAAGCUUCUGAAGAUGCAGGCUGACUGGUUCAACCAGACACGGAUCACAAUCACUGCCUUUGCUGUGUGGCAGCAACAACUGGAGCUGUCCCGUGUGGAAAACCAAAAGACAUACAUUGCACUCUGGCACUGGAGUACAACACUGCAACGUAAGGUUUUCAGAGGAUGGAAGGAGUUUGUGUGUGACAGUUUGCGGAAGAAGUCCCGUAUACAAGCUGCUUGUGAGAGCCGUCGGCAACGUCUACUACGACAAGGAUUACAAAAAUGGUUGGCUACUGCGGAUCAGUUGGGUCGCUGGAGAAGAAGUUUUGCCCAGGCACAGCAGACACAGGAAGCCCUUUCCACAUUCUGCCUUGCACAGAAGUUUGCUUUGCGCUGGAAACUGUAUGUUAAAAGGCGCCAGAAGUUGCAAUGUGACAGUGACUCAAGACCACAUUCGUCUCAUCCCUUGUGCUUACCCAAACUCCAGAAUAUUCCAAACGCCCCACGACACAGUGGAAUUUCCUCAUCCAAAGACUCAACAAUCAAUCAUGGAAGCUGGAGCAUCAACCAAGAUGCCAUCAAUAAUCUUCUGGAAUUGACUAAAUCAAGACCAAAGCCAGUUUGUCCAGCCUUCAUCUUGGAAUCACUGGAUCUUGGCAAUUCCUCCAUUGACUCUGUCAACAGGACUGUCCCAGAAUCUUCCAGUCAUCCUCACUGUGAUAAACAACAACCACCACCAACCACAUUAAACAGAGACUGUGUGGUCGGUGACGGAGGCAGAGUGGCAUCAUCUCAAACAAGGAAUAAUGAAGAACAGAUUGCUGGUGCUGUCAGUUCCUGCCCCAUUUCAUUAAACCAUCUUCCAGUGGAAUCUGCUUCACCUGAUGCCAACCUUGGGUUCUCGACAAAGAUGAGGCCUGGAGAUAUCAGGCAAGAGAGGUCAUCAAUGUUAAUGUUUAAACCAAAGACUGCUGAACAGAUGUCUCCAUUGGCAACAUCACAUCCCAACACUGUUGGAGAAGAAGUGUUAUUGCAGAGUUCACAGCCCAACAUGUCUGAAGAUAAACAGUUACUCCUGACUACUAAGACCUGCGAUUCUUUUCAUAAAGGUUCACUGUUGAAUAAUAAUGCUAACAUUCCCAGAGAUAAGAGUUUAAUCUACAGUACCAAUCAGAACAUUCCCAGAAUUAAAGAGCAGCUACCAACAACAGCCCAUAACAUUCUUGGAGAUAACAGAUUACUACAGGACUCAGUACCUAACAUUGUCCAAAACAAUAAUGUAUUGCCCAUCAUUGAGUCCAACAUUCCAAAUAAUGAAGGCACUCAGUGCAAUGGUAACCAUGACCCUCUCUACGGUGAUGGUCUGCUACAGAACAUUGUUCCUUACAUGUCCCAAGAUGAAGACCUGCAGUGCAGCAUUGACUUUAAUAUCGUUCAAGAUGAAGGAGAAUUACAAUGUUGUGUAGUUCCUGCGACCAGUUCCGGUUCAAGGUUAACACAGAGUAAUGUGCAAGAGGGUCACCGACUGAUGACACCCCAAGACUUCACCUUGUUAGGCCAUAAUGUCAGCAGUGUUCUCCAGGGUAGCAGCAUUGAUUCAGACAUGCAUAACAAAUUACCAUCAACUACAGAGUGUAGCCAGUCGCAGUUGAUUGAAGAAAUUUCACACUUGAAGCAGUUAAUGCUGGACUACAAACAGGGCCGUCUCAGACUUAGUUCAUUGCGCACAUAUAAACAGCAGUUGCAGAGUUGGCAGAGCAACAUGCAGGAAUGCUCCAUGUUACAAACUGUGGCAGCUGAACAGGCAGAGACAGAACACAGUAUUUCUACCCUGAAAACCUCUCUCAGAACACAGAGAAAGCGGAUCAAAUCCAAAUUAAAGCAGAUGAACCUCAAGAUCCAUCUUUUACCUGGUCAGCAUUAAAGUUCAGACACAACAUCUGCUGACCACUGAUUUAUAGAGGAAACACCUCUCUCUCUCUCUUUCUCUCUAUUUAUAUAUAUAUGUGUAUAUAUAUACUUCAUUUUAUGGUCAGUUGUCAUUCCUUCAGAAAGUGGACAGAGAAAUAUCUUCACAACAUGGACAUCAGUCUUUGUCGGCAGUUGACCAGUUGCCUUCCUAUAAGGUGGACAUCUAUCACUUUGCCACAUGAAUAGCUGCUUUUCUCAGGAAAUGCUGUUUCAGGAAAAGCGAAUAACUUUUAUAUAUUAUCUGCUGCUUCCACAGAAAAUAGUUAACUUAUCAGAAUGCGAUCAUGUAACAAGUCUUCAACUUUUUUUGUUAAUAUUUA
Octopus sinensis (East Asian common octopus) is the source of this 5121-nucleotide messenger RNA. Its product is annotated as protein SFI1 homolog. The record is from RefSeq and is a predicted model, not a curated record. The coding region runs from base 96 to 4754 and encodes 1552 amino acids. Gene Ontology annotation, molecular function: phosphatase binding. The transcript has 31 exons. Lineage: Eukaryota; Metazoa; Mollusca; Cephalopoda; Octopoda; Octopodidae.